Messenger RNA from Pocillopora verrucosa, 1841 nucleotides. The record is from RefSeq and is a predicted model, not a curated record. NCBI's taxonomy places the organism in Eukaryota, Metazoa, Cnidaria, Anthozoa, Scleractinia, Pocilloporidae.
ACCCAACUGGAAUUAUUGAUAAUAUUCGUCAACUCUACAAAAAUCGGGAAGGUUGGCUGGCACCGUUUCCCUGGUGUGAAGAUUUUCACUUCUCCUUUGACGACAUCUACACCCGACUUAAAGUCAUCUACAGAAAGAAAACGAGAGGAACAGCAACAGACCGAGUUGUCACGAUGUCUGAAAUCUUCAACAAGCACGAAGAAUGUGAAGAACCAAGAGUAGUAUUAAUUGAAGGGAAGCCUGGUAUGGGAAAGACAACUUACUGUAAGAAAGUUGUUUUCGACUGGGCCUCAGGAAAACACGCAAGCGGAAAUUGCUUCACUAACUUCGCAUUAGUGCUUUUGAUCAAAUGUCGUGAUUUUGAGUCUGGCCUUUGGGAGGCUAUUGAAGAUCAACUUCUGCCUCGAGAAGUUGGUGAAGACCAACGAGAGAGAUUCUUCGACUUCAUUCUCCACAAUCAAUCUAAUGUUCUUCUGGUACUCGAUGGAUUGGAUGAAGUUUCUGAGGAGAAGCUACCUAUGUUUUCAGAAAUUAUUCAAGGCCGAAUGCCGCGCAUGCCAAACUGUCGCGUGAUUGCUACGGCACGACACGAAGCGGGAGUUAAAGUUCGAAUAUACUGCAACACGCUGCUAGAAAUUGAGGGAUUUACUGAAGAAGAUGUAAACUCCUUCAUCAGAAAGUUCUUCAGAGACAAAUCAAAAUUGGCCGAGCAGCUUAUUGCGCACCUAUGUGUUGAUUACACGUUAUAUGCAAUUUUGACGAAUCCUCUCAACACUGCGCUUCUUUGCCUGGUCUAUGAAGAUUUGAACGGUGUAUUUCCUGAAAGCAGAACGAAGCUGUACAUGGAAAUAGUGGAGUGUGUACUAAGAAGGUACAGAACAAAGCAGCAACUACCAGAAAACGGUGAAGACCUUGUUAAACUUUACGAAAGCGAAUUGAGACACCUUGGUUCGAUAGCUUUGAAAGGUUUACUUGAGGACAACUUGGAUUUUGACGAGAAGGAGCUUGGAGAACACAAAGCAAGCGAUUUACCUGGAUUCGGAUUUUUGUCAGUUCAGCCUGGAGGCAGCAGACUAAGACCAACUAGACGUUAUGGCUUUCUUCACAAGACUUUUCAAGAAUUCUUCGCAGCAUUCCAUCUCACAGUUGUCAGCUUAUCAAGAAAGAAAUCAACAAAAAGGAGAAAAAAAAAUGUUGAUGAAAUAUUUGGUUCCGCUAAUGACGAUGAGCUGACAGAGUUGGUAUUGAAUAGUGAUGAAAUUGGUGAUGAUGGUGCUGCUGCUCUGGGUCAGUGUUUGAAACAUAAUACAUCGCUGACAACGUUGGAAUUGAACUCUAAUAAAAUUGGUAAUGUUGGUGCUACUGAUCUGGGUGAGUGUUUGAAAUGUAACAAAUCGCUGACACGGUUGGAAUUGAGUGGUAAUGAAAUUGGUAACGAUGGUACUGCUGCUCUGGGUGAGUGUUUGAAACAUAAUACAUCGCUGACAACGUUGAUUUUGUGCAGUAAUAAAAUUGGUGAUGUUGGUGCUACUGCUCUGGGUGAGUGUUUGAAACAUAAUACAUCGCUGACAACGUUGAUUUUGCGCAGUAAUAAAAUUGGUGAUGUUGGUGCUACUGCUCUGGGUGAGUGUUUGAAACAUAAUACAUCGCUGACAACGUUGAAUUUGAACUCUAAUAAAAUUGGUGAUGUUGGUGCUGCUGCUCUGGUUGAGCGUUUGGAAUAUAACAAAUCGCUGACACGGUUGGAAUUGAGUGGUAAUAAAAUUGGUAACGAUGGUACUGCUGCUCUGGUUGUUGCGCGGAAGUGUCAUCCACAUCUGAAAAUAUUUAGAAUGUAUUGA